Sclerotinia sclerotiorum 1980 UF-70 is the source of this 1053-nucleotide messenger RNA. RefSeq lists its product as hypothetical. The record is from RefSeq and is a predicted model, not a curated record. The transcript has 4 exons. Gene Ontology annotation, molecular function: nucleic acid binding. Lineage: Eukaryota; Fungi; Ascomycota; Leotiomycetes; Helotiales; Sclerotiniaceae. Bases 1 to 1053 code for a protein of 350 amino acids.
AUGGCACCCAAAACUGACCUUCCCGAUUUCAAUGGAUUCAUUAAUAAAGGACGUGAGCGCCGUAAGGAUGAGCUUCUAGCCAAUAAGUUUUUGGGCAAGAAUCGUCGGGUGAGUGCGCCAGGAGCAACGAACAAUCGCAAGCCGGGCACUGGUCCCUCACUUGCCAGCAGAAUGGGCGUUGGAAAGCGUGGCACGGCUGUGUCCAAACCUGCACCUAGGCAAAAUUCCACUCCUGCUGUCGGAAACGUUGAUGCGGAAUGGACACAUGAUUUACAUUCCUUAAACAAUCCAGGCGCUCCUCGAGCCUCUCAAAUCCCUCCCCGAGGCCCAAGAAAUAUCAAUUUGCGAACUCGCAACGAUCGACUUGUGAAUGCUUUAAAUGGUUCUGCAUCAACACCAAACUUGAACGCUCAAUAUAACAUCGUAGGAAAGUCGAAGCCGGCUACUGGAAGUUUGUCUAUCAAGGGACUUGCCGGGCCAUAUAUUGUGAUGGCAGAGAACUUCGCGCGAGGCACUUCUGUGCAAGAUAUCGAAACGGCCAUGACACCAGUUGGCGGAGCUCCAUUGAGCUGUCGCAUUAUUUCUGACUAUCCAAGAGUCAUUGCAGAAAUCAUUUUUGAUACAAAGGAUGGGGCUGACAAUGUUAUUGAUACAUUCAACAAUCAAGAGGCGGACGGUAACCUACUUUACGUUUACAACAAGUCUGGAGCUAUUACGCAAACACCUAAACUCUCUAAUCAACGCGCCGCAGCUCGUUUGAGCGUCCCUACUGGCCCAAAGGCUAACCGUGUCGAACGUACUUCAGGAUCCGACAUUUACGAUUCACGACACGACAGUUCGCGAAGUUCUCGGAAGGAUAUUAUUGAUGGUUCGUACGGAUUUGACGAUCGAAUGGACACGGAUGACCGGGAUGGUGGCAGUCAUAAUAACGGCAGGACCCAAGGCCUCUACAGCGACAGUCUUGUAGGAGGACGUACCAACAACAGCAAUAAUCGCAAUGGCAACAACUGGAACGCUGGGCGAGGAAAUGAUAGAAACCGCAGCUACAGAUGA